Messenger RNA from Caenorhabditis auriculariae, 2275 nucleotides. The record is from the annotation of a GenBank genome assembly. Lineage: Eukaryota; Metazoa; Nematoda; Chromadorea; Rhabditida; Rhabditidae.
AUGGAGCAGGAGCUAAUAAUGAUGCAAGCGGGAAGCCAUCCUGCACUUCUCGAAAGGUUAAAACAGUUAGAUGAUCAAACGAAAAAAUCCCUACAGCACAACGAAAUCGAGUACGAGGUGAGAAACUCUUCAACGAAAUGAAAUAAAUUUUCAACUUUUAGCGAAAGCUGAGAGAAAUCGAGGACGAAUAUCGGUACCGAAACAAUAUAAUAUUCGAAUCGACAAAAAAGAAGAUUGACGAUCUUAAAGAGACAAUGAUGAAGGUUUGUGUUCUUCGCUCAAUGGUUUCCUAGUUGAAAAAAAAUUGCUUAAGGAGUUACUAAUGCUAGAGCGAAAAAUGGAGAUCGAGUUUGCCUCCAGCGACAUUUCUAAACCAGCCGCAGCAUCUUUGAUUGAAGCUAACAAGAAAACGCUCCGAGGGUCUGUCACAGUUUUCUUGUCAUAUUGGAAAAAAAAGUUUGUAAUGACAGUCAUUUUACGACAAUCUGAAGCGUGAAAAAAGAUUGUUUUUCAUAAUUUUCGAAUAUUUUUCGAGGAGUUAUGCAUAAACUUGAAAAAAAACGAGUUUAGAUUUUUUUUUUCAUUAGAUUGGUCCGAAACUUUUAAGAUUUUUUGAAUUUUUAUUGUGACCAUUGAAGGAGGAAAAUCGUGUCCAACAAUUUUUAUGAAUUCGCUAGUUCUAAAGACUCUCCGGCUUGCGAUUUUGUCCUAGUUUUUUUUUCUUGGCUGAUUUCGAGGCAUUCAGGACGCGAAAAAUGCUGAAUUUAAGGCGCGGUGGAGUUCUGGUCGAACCGCCGACGUACUUUAAUUCGACGCCGAAGGCUCCGCAGCACACCCAACAGGCGCCAUUCGUUUGCUUACUCAAAGACUCCGAAGUGAAUGCCGAUUUGAAAGUUUGCCAAAUUUUACCCUCCCCGGUGAAAGUUUACCUACCUUCACAGACUGUCGUUAUUUGAUUUUUAAGGGCCGUCGAAAUUACGAUGUUGCUUUCCUGAAACAAAAGCUGAGUUACGAAGGGAAAGGGUGAGCUUUUAUUUAUUUUUUGUUCGCAAACUCCCUAUUUCCAAAAAAAAACCUUCAGGUAUAAACAAGGCGAAGAAAUAUUUUUGGAGUCGAGCGAGUACGGCAAGUUCACUGCAAAGAUUGAAAAUAUUAAUGAGAGGAUUGUCACUUUUAAAGCAUCUCAGGUUAGUUUUCAAAGAUAUCCGUUUAGAAAAGGGGGGGGGGGUAGCUUCAAACUUAUCUUAGAACCGCCAUAGGCAGAGGUAGGAUGACCCGCCGAAGCUUUUUUAAUUCCUCAAAAAUAAAGUUCUUUUCGAAUUCCUAAUUAGUGCAAAAAUUAUCUUCUUCACUCUUUUUUAUUUUUUCAUAAAGAAGCUCACCGAAAAAUUAAAAAAUGACUGGAAACGUUUUUUAAAGGCCUUUUUUCAGAACUUUUUUUCAUUAGGCUCUUUGGACGCGAAAAAUCAAAUGAAAAAUUGAGGUUCAAAUAAAUCUUCAACAAAACUCGAAUUUGCAGUAGUAAUGAUGCAUAUGAACGGAUUUCGCAAGAGACCGAGCAUAGCAUUUCGAUAGCAAUUUUUUUUAAAACUUAGUCAAACAAUCUUUUGAAUAUAAUUGACGGUUAUCUAACCAACACGAAUUCUUGAUUCUCAACGUUGUUUUUAUGGAAAUUGUAUUGGUAAUUGAAACUUUGGGCACUUGUUUUCAAAACUAGGUUAUGACGAAAAGAAAAAAGAUAGUUAUCUAUAAUGUCGAAGAGUACUUUGGCUGUUUGAGAGGGAAACCAUUGAAUUUCUAAGUGUAAAGGUCCCUCUGGCGAAGCAUUCAGACAUUUAUAUAUAAAAAAGUUUUUUUUUUCUUUGCUUUACGGUAGGAAUAAUAUUUUUGGGCGUUUUCCUAAUAUAGAAAGUCUUCGUAGAAACUGAGUGAUCGCUGGAUUUUCAAAAUAAUACUUUUGAAUAGGUGAAAAAAACAAAAGAUUACACGAAUAUGGCGUUCUUCAGCGACUUUAUAAAUACUACGAUUAAAAAGAGCCUGAUUUUCAAUGCACUCUGUUCAUGCAUUUUGAGGUUCUGAUACUCGUAAAAUUGCAGGGAAGUAUCAAAGCAUGUAAAACGGAUAUUUCCCAACGAUUUUCUUUAAACUCGUACAUUUUAUAGCUGUGCAAAUUUCAAAGUUUUUUUUUUUACAGCCGUGGGACAUGCGGCUCUUGCAUAUGUGUACCUCUGAUUUCGUCGAAGGUCGCGUCAAAGUCUCCAAAAAGAAGAACUAG